Diachasmimorpha longicaudata is the source of this 2394-nucleotide messenger RNA. RefSeq names its product integral membrane protein 2B. Gene Ontology annotation, molecular function: amyloid-beta binding. The transcript is spliced from 5 exons. Gene Ontology annotation, cellular component: plasma membrane; Golgi apparatus; extracellular exosome. The coding region runs from base 246 to 1199 and encodes 317 amino acids. The record is from RefSeq and is a predicted model, not a curated record. Gene Ontology annotation, biological process: negative regulation of amyloid precursor protein biosynthetic process. NCBI's taxonomy places the organism in Eukaryota, Metazoa, Arthropoda, Insecta, Hymenoptera, Braconidae.
UCAGUGCAGCAGAAGCAAAAAAAGCAGAACUAGUGCAAGUUGAGACAGGCGCCGUUGUCACUCGAUCAAUCAGAUUCCGGUGGUCGUGUUUGUAAUUUCCUUUCCGAUAGAAAAUCAUUAAUCCAGUGUUUAUUCUCGAUAUCUCAAGCCCUGGAACGUGUCAAAGUAUUGGAGAUUCUAGCUAAUCUGGAACUGGCGAUUUAGAUUCAGUGAAUUUUGUCAGUGAAGUACGAGCAUUACUCAAAAUGACGGUCAUCACCAAAGCGAUGCUGGAGAAGAAGUCGACGGAUAAAAUGGAGCAGCCAUUAGUUGUGGAUGAGUCGACGGAAAACAAAGGGGAUCCAGAGGCUCAACGUCCCCCACGAGACAUGGCCGGGCAUUAUCUGAUUCUCCGUAGGAUCAGACCAAAUCUUGGACCGAAUUCAAUGACACUCUAUUGUCUGUUAUUCACCGCACUACUUGGCAUGAGCAUCGGUGUCAUCGGUGGUGUUUAUAUCUACAAGCGUUAUGCAAGAGAACAAAUGCAUAGAUUCAGAACUGGCUGGUACAGCAUUCCUUACGAACGAAUGGACAACAAGCUACCAUUGUUGAGUGAUGCAUUGGCUGCUGGAAUACCACCUGACAGUGACCUAUUCAAAACUCUUGCACGUGACACAGAAAGGGAGGCACUGGUGCUUGAAAAAUCAGCUGAAAAUAAUAUUCGUAAUUUCUUCCAAGAGAGCUUGGAAAUGGAUUUUGAGAAUCAACAUGAGGAAAUUGAUGUUCCGGAUUUCAGGGGAGGACGACAGGGGCGAUUCAUUCAUGAUUUCAAUAUUAACCUCACAGGAAUUAUCGACCUUGAUAGUCACUCCUGCUUUGUCAUGCCGUUGAACAGACAGCGAGUUCUCCCUCCGAAGAACAUGUACGAUCUACUCGAUAGGAUGAGCAACGGAGACUACGAGGUAAACACUGAAGUAGUCAGGGAGACUAUGAGGGCAACAAUUCCACCCAUCAGUGAUCGAUCAUCAGUGGGAACUUACAUUGCUCGAGAGUGCAAGCACAUGCCAAUUUAUCAGUUGGAGAAAAUCAGUAACUCCAACAAUGGAAUUGUCAAACGCAGUGUUGACGGUGUUCUCUUCGGUCAAUUCGCAGGAAAUAACAUCGUCGAAUACGACAUCUCCAACAUUGGCGAGGUCUUGGAAAAAGCCUCAGCAAAAUAAGUUAAUCGCAUAGAAAAAAGUUAAAAACAUAUAUAUUAACAAAAAAUGACAGAAGAGUCACUCAGUAGAUAUAAUAAACACUUGUUCCUCCCCCAUCAUCAACCAGAAUUACUACUCAAUCAUGUUCCAGAAAAAGUUGAUAAAGCAGUUUAAUUACAUCUCAUCUUCCUGAUUAUGGGAUUGUCCAGAUAAUCAGCGAUAUGAAGAGGAUUCGUUAAACAAUAUCUCAGUUGAUGGAUUCACUCAGCUUUACAUGUUUUACAAUUUUAUCGUAAAAUCGUUGAAUCCCUGGACAAAUGUAUAAUUACUGGAGAUUCCACGUUUAUCUUGAAUACAAUUUAUCACUUCACGGAUUUGACAGCGUUGAAAAAUCAACCAGAGCUGUCUAGCUUUUACAGAACGACCUAAUGAGCCAUAAUUAAUGAUUUCUGGAGUUUUUAAUACUCUUGAAGAAUGAAAUACCCCAAUGCCAUUCGUCAAUUCCAUCUGAUGAAGAGCGAACGUCUGUGAAUUCAGUUGCGAAAUAGUGAAACAGUUUCAGUCGACUGAUUACCGAUCAGUGUUGAGUAAAUAUUUUAGAACUUACGCAGAUGUAAUAAUUUUUGUUAUAAUCUUUUCCGUAGCUGAAAGUUGGUUCCACCAAAAAGGUCAUCACGAAAAUUUCAGUAUCUCCGGUGGCGUGAUGAACAUUCGAUAAACGCUCAAUCGUAAGCCGAGUCGAUUGAAUUGUUUAACAUUUCCGAGGGAUUUCUACUAGGUGUUUUUUGCAGGAUCAUUAGAGAUUUGUAGGGACAUGAGUAAAGCCAAAAUAUGAUUGAAGAAAAUUCAGAAAAUUUGUAAGGCUGACGGAGACCUACCCAAGUAGAUGUCAUUUUAUUUAAUGAGAAAAAAAAACGUAGGAAAUACUCGUAUUUUACAGACGUGUUUUGUAUCUCUUUCAUUGUAUAUAUUGCUUUGAAUACAUAUUUGCGUAAUACGGACAGAAUGAAUUUCCCGGCUAAUUUGGAAGUUAUUACACGUGAUUUUCAUUCCAGUAGCAUUUUUCUAUAUAAUUAAGUUUACUCUGAAUUAGUUAAGAUUAAUAUGCAUGAGAUAUACUUUUGUCACUUAUAUUCAUUAGAAGGUAUUAUUCGAAUACGAAUUUAUCAAUGUCUAAACUGUAAGAGUGGUGAAAAUAAAGAAAAUAUUAAUGUUA